CAAGCUGUUCCCACAAAUGGCGGUGACUUUUCGUUCAUUUGGACUCAAAGUUACACCAAUUUUUGCCUUUUAUUUACGUCAAUUUUGGAGAACUUCACUACAAGUUUUAUAGUAGGCUAAAGACUUUGUAACAACGUAACUUUCUGGGAUGGAUGCCCGUGGAGAUUCCGCCGUAAAUUCAUUACCGUCCGUUUCAAACUCGUCUGUUGAAUCUGUUAAUGCAAAUGCUAAUGUCGAUGAGUUGGAUCCGUUAAUUCUUGGAGCCUCGGAAGAAGUUAACACUUCUUCGGUCUGUAACGACGACGGAAACAAUAUCCACUCUUCGAAGAACGAUGUUCGCGACGAAACUUUUAUUUCAGAAGUACUAGGUCUUCAGAGGAAAUCUCCUUUAAAUUCACCUUAUACAUACAACGAACAGUCAAAGAUAGCAAACGAGAUAAGCAUAAGUGAUGUUGAAAGUCGUUUGAAGGCAGGGGUCGAGGUUCUUACGAACUCCAGGGAUGUCAGCGAUAAAAUGAACGAAAAUGUGAGAAACCAUAACUUGCUGGAUACAGAAACUUCGGGCGUUACGACUACUGUGGUUUCAGAGGGACUUUCACUGGAGAACGCUCGAGGGAUUGUUGUCGUUGAACAAGUCGCUCUGGAUCAGAUUAACGAGUUGAUCGCAAGCACUACGCAGUUACAAGAAUACAACUCUAGUAAUGGCGUUUUAGAUGAAGACCAGACUCACAGAGGAGAAUUCUCGAGUGAAAGCCAAUCAGAGACAUGUAGUUCGUCAUCAAAUGAAAAUAAAGGCUUAAGGACGAGAAAACCGCCACAAGAUAAGCUUACGGAAUCUACCGAUACUUCGGAGGGAGAAUCAGCCGAAUUGUUUUUGAAGAGAUUCGAAGACCUUGACACUAAACAAAUUGCCGAAACUCUCGCUAAUGAACUCAAGAAGUAUUCAAUACCACAAGCUGUUUUUGCGCGAAAAGUUUUAAAUCGUUCUCAAGGGACAUUAAGUGACAUUUUGAAGAAGCCAAAACCUUGGAACGAGUUGAGAGGUGGCAGGGAAAUAUAUCGUAAAAUGAAGGAGUGGUUAGAUCUGCCAGAAGUAAAGAGGAUCCCACAAUUGAGGGCAGAAGGUGAGGGACGCUUUGGUGUGAAAAAAUGUUUUCCUCCCGGCGGUUACUUGGGUUAAUUGCAGCUGGGUAUGUGCCGCUGGCCACUCAGAACCCCAUACCCCAUUAUAGUCUAUUCUGACUGUGGCCAUAUUAUAAACCCCAUCUUAGUCACUGUCUGCUUAUGCAACUACCUCAUAAAGCCUUUGAACUAGAACACCCUGAAAUGAACUGCCACAUUUUUGGUAACUUAAUGUGGUCUAUACCUAAUUGCAAUAACGUUGUCGUAGAAAAAUGAAAAAAGGAAAAAGCCAAAUAGGAAUUAAUUAGGCUAAUAAGCCUCAUGAAUUCAUUUGCAGCAUCCGCAUAGGGACGUCGUGAUUUGCCUGUUGGAAUUUGCUAUUGUUUUAAAGCUGAAAAACAAUAAAAAAAAUUCCAGCAGGGAAAUGCAGGAGCUGCAAAUAAAUCCACCCUGAGAGUAUGGCUUAAUUAGCCUAAUUAAUUCCUUUUUGGCUUUUUGCUUUUUUCAUUUUUCUACGACAACGUUAUUGCAAUUAGGUGUAAAUCUUUCUAUUUUUAAAUCCCUAAAUCCUGUCCCUGAAUUUUCUGCCCCCAAGAAUCUGAAAAUGCACUAUCCCAUUCUAGUAACUCUUACAAGAAUGUAACACCAUAAUAGUCAAUCCAGUUGUGAAAAUGCGACCCCAUCCAGCAGCACAUGCUUAUUAGCCUACUUCUAGGGAUUACCCUCCCCCAGGGAUUUUCCUUUCUUUCAGCACCGUUUGACCAAACUGUUUUGUUUAAACCUGUGUUGCUCAUUGUGGCACAUUUUCAUAAUGCUCUUUUGUUGACCAACUGUAAGCUUAAGGUGGUAAGGUUUUUCAGGGUCAAUACAUCGAACAUUUGAGCUUAAAGUACAUGGCCAUUAAUACCAUUGAUACCACCAGAGCUGUAUCAGGUAAAGAUGAAAAUUUGUUGUGAUCAAGGUUGCAAUGACAUCGGAGUUGUCAUAGCAACAAAAUGAUGCCUAGUUAUUUCUUUUAUUUGCAAAUGUAUUUCUUGGCACUGGAAAAUGUUCUUCGAAAAUUGUUCAUGGGAACUUUUUCUAUUGUAACCCUGAUCAUAACAAAUUUUCAUCUUUACCUAAUUCAGCUGUAGCGGCAAUUUUUCCAAAUCUUUGUUAAUGGUGACAUGGGAGGUAUUGACCCUAAAAAACCCUGUCGGGCCACCUUAAUGGUUAAUGCUCCUUUAUUAAUGUUAGGCAAUUUCAUUUGCUAAGAAAUGUUUUUUUUUUCCCAAGAGGACAAUAACAUGAGACUUCCUAAUUGAUAGACAGUACUAACCUGGGGCCAUCCCAGAGGGUCAACCCGGGGACGUUAUUUUUGCUGCAGAUGGCAGGCGGGGGGAGGGGGGGAAUGAAUCACUUUUGAACUUUUGUAUCAUUAUCCCCAGGAAAAGACCCACAGGAACUGCACCUACAUUGUAUAGACAAGAAAAAAUAUUCAAUGUGUCCUACAACAAUAGAGUCAGUCCUUUCCCAUUCUUUGACUUGGUUACAAAUUAAGUAAGCUGAACUUCAUCACAUGUGGUAUAUAUGUGCACUUUAUUUGCUUAUUUUUUUAAUCAACCUUCAAUAUAAUUUAAAGUUCUAUAAAAGAGGUAUUUCAAAUAAAAUGUUUCAUUGCUGGUUUUCAUUGUUACACCCUCCAAAAAUAAAAAUUGAAACUCGUCCACAGAUAAAGUCAAUAAUCCAGGAGAUGAAAGAAGAUAAAUAGCACAGUCUUGCCAAAAAUCAGUUCCAUUAACUUUUUCUUUUGUAAGAUAUAAAGAGAAAUGUUUUUCUGAGAAAGAUGAAAUGUAGAUUAUUUCACACUUGUCAAGAAAAAUCAGCUCAGCAUGUGGGGUUUGGUUAGGGUUAGGAUUAGGGCACAUCUGACUAGUGGUGCCUUUGCCAUGUUUCAUUGCCUGUUCAGGGCUCAAAAAUAAAAAGAUCCUCAGGUCACCUUUUGGUGACCAACUGGAGAAAUAUAGUCGCCAGAUGCAAAUUUUUAGGCACCAGUUUGUAUAAUCUAAAUGAUGCAGCCCAUAGUAUCAGGGCUUCUGAUAUUUAGGGAGGUCGCGGAGCUGCGAAAUUCAGGUAAACCCGCAAAAUUCACAAAAAACAUGCAAAUUACUGUGGAAUUCAUGAGAAAUCUUAUCAUAUAAAUGAACACAUUUGAAACUUAUCUCGGCUAUUGGGGCUGUUUAAUUGCCGUAAACUUGCAAAUUUAUCUUGAAACUUCAUCACCACAAUGAGUGAAUGUCCCAAAACUACCAGGUGUAAAUUAUGUUGCGAAAAACUGGGUACUAGUCAUGAUGUUAAAAUUUUUGCCAUUGGCUCAUUUCUCAAACGCUUUGUUGUUAGAAUAGCAAAAUUAUCAUCUCUGUUAAAAAAACAACAAACACACUUGUCAAAUCAGCACAAAAUCAAUCGAUUUCUAGUGAAAUUUGUCCAGAAAGUUCCCACAACAUCGGCCAUUUUUUACCGAUUUUUUUCGGAGAAUCUGUCUGAAAAUCCCGCAAAAUUUGACUUUUUUCCGCAAGCUAUCAGAAGCCCUGUAGUACGGCGUAAUCCAUCAGAUUUGAUUGUUUGAAAUUAUCAUGGACAAAUAAGUCGGUAUAAAUGUGGAGGUAAACUGGCUUUGCUUAUGCGGUUUGGCAUAUUUUUUAUCACGAAAGCAAAGCAAGAUAAGAUGAAAUGUUUGUUUUAACUUUACUGUUUUAAUAAUCAUUUAAAUCUAAAUCAUAGAGAAAUCUGGUCAACAAAGUGGCAACUAAACCAGAAUUUUUAGUUGCCAAGGAGAAAAUGUUAGUCGCGUUGGCAAACAUAUCAGUCACAAUUUCAAGCCCUGCAGUUUCAGUCACACUAAGUCACACAUUUGAUGUGAACCAAAGAUCAUCAAAGGUAACUUUUUGUCCUUUAAGGAGCAUGGGACAAUGAAAAAACAUUUAAGCCACCAGUAGGUUUGGAACUUUGACUUAACAAUGUCAGAAUGAUUUUUCUCUUACUUAAUACCAGAGAAACUGCAUCUUUUUUAAGUACAUGCAAAAACAGCAUAGUAAAUUCCUUUACUCAUCCACUCUGAUUGAUGCUGAUUAUGUUCUUUCAGCUGCCUUGGAACUUGAUGCUAAAGCUAGAAAAGAACAUGCUGAAGAUCCACCAACCAAGAGGGCAAGACUUUACUUUACAGACUCCCAGAAGAGAGCCUUGUUUGCUAUUUUCAAAGAAACCAAGAAACCUUCACGAGAAAUGCAGAACGCUCUUGCAGAAGAACUGGGACUUGAAAGGGGCACUGUUGCAAACUUUUUUAUGAAUGCCAGAAGACGGCAUCCAGAGCUCUGAGAGUCAAGGUACAUGUAUAUGUUUAAAUGAAAUCAGUAUAGUUGUCAAUCACGUUAAUGUUAAGCCUGCUUUUCGGAGAAGAAACAAAUUCUAACUUAGACUGCAGUUUAGGAAAUCUUUGGACCUCCAGAUGUCUUCCUUAGUGGGUAUUUUUAAGGAAAAAAAUGCUUUUCUUGUCUACGCCAUAUGCUUUUAUCAAAUUAUUCACGAUAAACGGUGUUUAUGUAAAACGGUCUGGUAAACUUAAAGUGGCUUAGAGCACAGUUUUGUUAAACACUGGCUAAACUACAUUAGUAAAAUUCAACUAGUGGUCUAUUAUCAAAGCUGUGUUCUGAUUGGUUGAGCUACUACUAGGCUAUAUUUUAUAGCCCACUAGUAGGGCAAAGUGUCGGCUUUUUGGUGGCAAAAAAGGCUUUAAGUCUAGCUUUAACUAGCUAAAGUUGUUUUGUCUCGAUAUUUUUGACCAACUAGUUGGAUUUUACUAAGGCAAUUAUUCCUCGAGUCCGAAUGGCCUCUGAGUCAAUAGCCCAUUUGGCCUUUGGCCUCAUGGGCUAUUGACUCAGAGCCCAUUCAGACUCGAGGAAUAAUUGUUAAUUAUUUUGAAUAACUGGCCCAAUGUUUUGCCACAUAAAGCUUAUUUCCUUAUAGUGAUAAUUAUAUACAUGUAUAUUAUGGUUUCUCAUGUAAGGUACAUUGUAGACACCUCUGUAAAACGGCAUAUGCUUAGUCCACUGUACAGAAGGAAAGUACUUCCCUACUUUCUUAUGAAAUAAAUUAUCACAAAACAGGCAUCUCUGUAAUGUGGGUAAUUACACUGUGGGGUUUAGCAUUGUCUGUCUGUGAAGUUACGGGAAAGCAAUAAUCAUCUGACCAUUAAAAACUGAACCAAAUCAACUAUCCAUGUUAAGCGAAUCAAUUUAUAUACACCUGAUUGAAAACACGUUGUCGCUUGAAAAGUGAAACCAUGAACAAUGGUCCUAAUGGAUUUAUGGGUAGAACUUUGUUAGCAUUGCAAUUUUAAAGCUCUUUUCAGAAAUGUUUACAUUAUCGAAGCUUUUCACGACGGUGCAUUUCAUAAAACGUCAAACCGUUUCCAGUUUUCACGGCGAAACUCACAAGUUCACCAGUGCUGGACACAUAAGAGAUUUCUACAGUUAAAGAGCGUAGCCAUAUUGCUAAUGCACACUUGAAAAUCGUAAGAUUGGACCUAAAAGCGUUCUCGGAAGACAAAAAAAAGACAACAGCAUGCCUUAAACAAAGUACUUUAGGGAUUUGCAAAAGUUUACAUUGGCACGAGCAUCUCGUGACAAUGCAAACUUUUCUCAAAAAAAACUUUGAAUUUGCUUUGCCAAUGAAUGUAUACCUAUAAAUCCUUGAAACCUCAUCGUUCAUGGUUUAUACUUUUUAGCGACAACGUUUUUUUCAAUCAGGUAUAUAAAGGAAAUAAUGAAGGUGUGUUCACAUAAAUUAGGUGGUUUUUGAUGGGUGAGCUCUGCUCCCCAUUUUGCCUUUUUUAAAACCUUUGUUCCAGGCCUUAGGACCUCUUUCAAACCUCGCAUCUGAAUUUAAUGCUAACAAGGAAAGUCUAUUAUUUUAUAUUCUUGCUCAUUUGCCAUGGAUGCAGCACUAGUGAAAUGUGACAUUUGUGCCAGGCCUUAAUAACUUGCCACAAAUGCUUCCAAAGCUCUGUAAUAUCUGAACACAGUCGUCGGUCAAUCUAAAUUUUGUUAUCAGUAUAAGAGGAGUGGCACACCCAUCUUUUACAGGCCCUCUGUUUUUCCCAUCGAGUCUGUCCCAGAUUUAGACAAUGUAAUGUAAUAUUAUUGUGUUAUUAUUAAAUUGCUUCAUCAUGUAUGCAGUGUUUGAGUCAUUGUUGUGUUAGAUAUUUUAUUGGUUACCUUAGGCCCAAGACCAAUUUAACAUCAUCUAGGGUCAGGUUGUUCAAAGCUGGGUUAAGAUAACCUAGGGUUAGUGCGAAAUUUGAAUUCAGAUAUGAAAGCUUAAAAAGUAAAUUCAGUUUAAUUCUUUUUGUCAACAAGUUGAUGAUUGAAAGCUCUUAAAAAUAACAGAGAAAACUAUCCGAGAAAAUGCUUUUGAACAAAGGAAAAAGAAACCUGGGUUAAAUUUAACCCUGGCAUAAGCGCUAAUCAGCCUUCGAACAACUGGGCCCAGUAUGUUAGCUGAUGCUGGAUAUAUUUGCUAUAUAAUACUGGAGGGUGGUUAGAGCAUUUGACUUGCAGUCCAAAGGCCCUGAGUUUGAAGGGGCUAUAUACAUGUACAUGUAUGUCACAAAAUUUGCUCUCCUUUUUUUUUUUGAAGGUAAAACUUUUUCUCAUCAGUUGAAUUCCAAAAUUAAUGGUCCAGUUUCAGUUAGGCAUUAAAACUGUGGCAAGGAUGGACAUGGAUUAAAAGUUGGAAGAGUUGGGCCAACGUUUUAACCUUUUAAGCCCCAAUAUCCACAUACAAAUUCUCCAAACUGAUCUCUAUACUUUUCCUUUAAGAAUUAGUUAAGAGAAUUUGAUAAAAGAUCAAAGUAUUUUCUCUUGGGUGAUCAUUUUAUUAAUUCUCAUAACCUAAUCUCAUUAUAAUGAAUGGAUAUCGUUAGGAGAAAAUUGCUGUUGGUCACUAUUGGGACUUAAAGGGUUAAUUAAGUGUAAAUGCUAUGCCUGCAAAAAUCACCCAAAAAUCUACAGUAGAAUUUUGUGUAUGGUUAAAGGCCCUAAGUGAUUAUGCACAGAACUGACCAACAUGUAAAACAGCAAUAUCCUUGUGACAUACAUUGUAGCUCCUUAAAGUUCUGCCCUGACUUCUAGUAGGAUUUGAGCACAGUAGUCCCAAGUGCAUAUCUUCGCCAUGCCUGUAAACUGCCACUUGCAAAUUGCAUCUUCAAAUUUUUCAAAUUCCAACCAGUUACUAUGAAAUGAAAACUGACUUUGCACUGAAUCUCUCCAAAUUACCGUUAAAUUUGAUGGUUGGGGAUUUUAACUAGACCAGUUAAAAUGCUAGAGUAAAUUUCCAUUUAAGUCAGAGAAAAACUACAUAGGUGUUUGAUAAUACUAUGUGAGUCCUAGCUUUAAUAAGUAUUUUAUUUUUUCUUUCAAUUCAGACUGUAUCUUUGUCUGGUUGAUGUUCUAUCGGUUGUUCAAGUAUCAAACAUCGGAGACAAGGAUGGGAGAGUUAAGCAUCUGGCAGUAUGGCUCCUGGCUUUGGGCUUGUAUCAAUACAGUUAUUAUUGGUGUUGUUUCUUUACAGAGCUGUACUGACAUAGCAGACCAGGUUUUAAGCUUUUUGGUGUUGCUAUAAUUAUUAUCAAUACCUUUACUGACUAUCAAAGCCAUAUAGAAUGGAAAGUGCAAGUUAUAAGAACUUUAGAAAAGUAUCCAGUGGUGAUUGUGCUAGAGGAUAAGGGAUGAGCUUUUCAAUUCACAUGUAGUUCUUAACAAUUUCCAUUUGGAUGUAAUCUCGGACCCAGAUCUCUUGUUGACAAAGCCUUGUUGACAAGAGAUCUGGGUACGAGAUUAGUUUGGAUGGUCCUCCAUUUUUUGCACUAUCUUUGUGGCUUUGCAUGAUUUUCA
Messenger RNA from Porites evermanni, 8054 nucleotides. NCBI's taxonomy places the organism in Eukaryota, Metazoa, Cnidaria, Anthozoa, Scleractinia, Poritidae. The record is from the annotation of a GenBank genome assembly.